CUACAAAUCUGGGAUUUUUUAUUACUUCUUUUUUACUAAACUUGGGCUCCUUUUUUUUUUUUUUUUGCUCGACUUUUUCCUCCCUUUUUUUCCCCUCCCUCCUGUGCUGCUGCUUUUUGAUCUCUUCAACUUUAAAUUUUUUAAAAGGAGUGCAUUAUAAUCGGUUCUGUUCUCUCUUCUCUUUUUUUUUCCCCUCUGGUGUGUGUGUGUGUUGCUGCUGCUGCUGGUCGCCCAGUAUUUAUACCAACCCAACGCUCUUUGUUUCCCCUCCUUUUGGAUCUGUUGAGUUUCUUUGUUGAAUAAGACAGCAUGGGUGCCCAGUUCUCCAAGACCGCUGCAAAGGGCGAAGCCUCCGCCGAGAAACCUGGGGAAGCAGUGGCUGCAUCUCCAUCCAAGGCGAAUGGACAGGAGAACGGCCACUUGAAGGUGAACGGCGACGCCUCCCCCGCGGCGGCGGAGGCGGGCAAGGAGGAGGUGCAGGCGAACGGCAGCGCGCCCGCCGAGGAGACGGGCAAAGAGGAGGCGGCCUCGUCGGAGCCCGCCUCCGAGAAGGAGGCGGGAGAGGCGGAGAGCACCGAGCCGGCCUCCCCGGCGGAGGGCGAGUCCUCCCCCAAGACUGAGGAGGGCGCGACCCCCUCGUCCAGCAGCGAGACCCCGAAAAAAAAAAAGAAGCGCUUUUCCUUCAAGAAGUCCUUUAAGCUCAGCGGCUUCUCCUUCAAGAAGAACAAGAAGGAGGCCGGCGAGGGGGCCGAGGGCGAGGGCGGCGCCGCCGCCGCGGCGGCGGAGGGCGGGAAGGAGGAGGCGGCGGCCCCCGAGGCGGCGGGCAGCGAGGAGGGCAAGGCGGCCGCCGAGGAGGCGAGCGCGGCCGGCAGCGCCGAGGCGGCGAAGGAGGACGCGGGGGACUCGCAGGAGGCCAGAUCGGACGAGGCCGCCCCCGAGAAGGCGGCGGGAGAAGAGGCCCCGGCAUCGGCGGCGGCCGAGGAGCAGCAGCCGCCUCAGCAGGCAGCGGAGGGGAAGGCGGAGGAGGCGGCGGGCGCCGGCCCCGCCACGAAUGAGGCGGGCAGCGGCGAGCAGGAGGCGGCCCCCGCGGAGGAGCCGGCGCGGCAGGAGCCCCCCGCCGAGAGCAGUCCCGAGGGACCCGCCGCCGAGUCGGCGGAGUAGUCAGCGCCGCCGCCGCCCCUCGCCGACGGACUUUUCUUCCCCCCUGUUUGUUUUUGGAGUGGUGCCAGGUACUGGUCUCGGAGAACUUGUCUACAACCAGGGAUUGAUUUAAAAGAUGUCUCGUUUCUUUUUUUUCUCUCCCCCCGCAGCUCCCAUCUCAAAUCGUUAUAUGUUGCCGCCAUUCCAACGGGCGGAGGGGGGCUCCCCUCCGCCUUCCUCUCACAUCCUUUAUAUUUUGGUUUUUUUGGGGUUUUUUUUUCAUCAGUAUUAAUGUUUCGUUUUGGUUGGUUCGGUUUUUUUUUUCGUUGGUUUUUUUUGCUUUUUAAAAUUUUGUUCGUUUAUUUUUUAGUUUCAUACCUUGCAACUCUCUUCAUAUUAUAAAACUUUUGCCGAUCGGUCUAUGGACAUGCCCAUAUAUGAAGGAGAUGGGUGGGUCAAUAAGGGAUAUCAAAUGAAGUGACAGGGGCCGCAGUGGGGAACCCGGGGCGCGCAGCCCUUGCCGGGAGCGCGCCCCGCCAGAAAUGAUGUAAGGGGUUAGUCUUUUUUUUAAAAGAAAGUUAUUACGAUGUAUUUUGUGAGGCAGAUGUUCUAUAAGGUUUACAACACUACAAGUCUUGAUUAAGAAGGAAAGGAAAAAGGAAAAAAAAAAAAAUAAAAAUCAAUACCCAGAUAAAGAGAUCAUAGUCUUAGAAAUUCAUUUAAACCAUAGGAACUUUUCACUUAUCUCAUGUUAGCUGUAUCAGUCAGUGAUUAAGUAGAAAUACAAGUUGUAUAGGCUUUAUUGUUUAUUGCUGGUUUAUGACCUUAAUAAAGUGUAAUUAUGUAUUACCAGCAGGGUGUUUUUAACUGUGACUAUUGUAUAAAAAAAACAAAUCUUGAUAUCCAGAAGCACAUGAAGUUUGCAACUCUUUCCACCCUGCCCAUUUUUGUAAAACUGCAGUCAUCUUGGACCUUUUAAACACAAAUUUUAAACUCAACCAAGCUGUGAUAAGUGGAAUGGUUACUGUUUAUACUGUGGUAUGUUUUUGAUUACAGCAGACAAUGCUUUCUUUUCCAGUUGUCUUUGAAAAUAAAGGAAAACUCUUCAGAUGCAAUGUUUUUUUUUUUUUUUUUUUGUGUAGCAUCUUGUCUAUCAUGUUUUUGUAAAUACUGGAGAAGCUUUGACCAAUUUGACUUAGAGAUGGAAUGUAACUUUGCUUACAAAAAUUGCUAUUAAACUCCUGCUUAAGGUGUUCUAAUUUUCUGUGAGCACACUAAAAGCGAAAAAUAAAUGUGAAUAAAAUGUAUAA
Melospiza melodia melodia is the source of this 2450-nucleotide messenger RNA. It is a transcript of the gene MARCKS, whose product is annotated as myristoylated alanine rich protein kinase C substrate. NCBI's taxonomy places the organism in Eukaryota, Metazoa, Chordata, Aves, Passeriformes, Passerellidae. Gene Ontology annotation, biological process: actin filament organization; central nervous system development. Gene Ontology annotation, cellular component: actin filament bundle; plasma membrane; cytoplasm. The record is from RefSeq and is a predicted model, not a curated record. Gene Ontology annotation, molecular function: calmodulin binding; actin filament binding. The coding region runs from base 310 to 1161 and encodes 283 amino acids. The transcript is spliced from 2 exons.